AUGCUCCUCGAAAAAGUGGCACCCAACUUCCUUUCUGAUCAAGAGCUCGACCUAGUGGCGCUUGUAGUUAGCCAGCACCAACGUGCCUUUGCGUUCGAAUACGCGGAGAAGGGUACGUUUUCCCGCGAAUACUUCCCCGAGUACGAGAUCGCCACGAUAGAGCACACACCGUGGCAACAAGCACCCAUACGCGUCCCCAAGGCCUUGGAGAAUGCGGUGCGCACGGAGAUUCUUGACCAGGAAGCUAACGGUCGUUUCGAGAUGACCACUUCUAGUUAUCGCAGCGCGAUCUUCGCUGUAGAAAAGAAGAACAAGGGUGUCCGCCUUGUACUCGACUUGCAGCGCCUCAACGGGGUCACUAUUCGCGAUGCUGGCCUCCCACCUCGCAUGGACGAUUUCGCCGAGAGCUUUGUGGGCUACGCUAUCUACGCCGUGCUCGACUUGUACUCCGGCUUCGAUGCGGUACCUCUCGCGGCACGGUCACGCCCUAUGACCGCCUUCCAUUCCAUCAUCGGACCGCGCCAGCAAACGACCCUGCCUCAAGGCGCCACGAACUCACCUACUGCUUUCCAACAGCGAAUGGAUCACACGCUGAUCCGUAUGAGUGCGGCUGAUAAGGCAAGGCCAUUCUUCGACGACUGUGGCGUUAAGGGCCCACGGACAACAUACGACAACGAACCACUGGCGGACAACCCCAACAUACGGCGAUUCGUGUUUGAGUUCUGCGAGACUCUCGCCGAGUUCCUUGCUACGCUGAUUCUUGCAGGAGUAACCGCUUCAGGUAUGAAGUCGACGCUCGCUACACCGCUCCUGGAUAUCGUGGGGACUCUGGUAUCCCUAUCUGGCUGGCAACUUCAUCACGGCAUCGUCAACAAGGUCCUGAAGUGGGUAGAGCCCGCUGACCGCUCGGAGCUGCGCGGCUUUCUCGGAACGACAGGAUGUGGACGUCGCUGGAUCCGCAACUACUCCCUGGUUGCAAAGCCGCUGACAAUCCUUUUGCGCGGCAGUGAAGCUGACUUCUUCUUCGGUGAUGAAGCGCGCGCAGCCAUGCUCAAACUCAAGAAUCUCGUCACACGGGCCCCUGUAUUGGUGCGUAUCGAUUAUGAACUUGCCGCCACUCACAGCCGUCUAGUGCAUUCAUCUGAGCACGGCUUGAUCAUUGUGGCAGUCGACGCGUCUCUGUACGGCGCAGGAUGGGUUCUAUACCAGGUUCUCGUCAAGCCUCCGCUCGAAACCGUCACAACUACCACCACGGAAUCUCCUUCCAAGCCUCCUCGCGAGCGAAUUGAACGACACCCAGCCAUUUUCGGCAGCCGCACGUUCAAUGCGGUCGAAGCUCGCUACUCUCAACCCAAGUGCGAGCUCUACGGUGUCUUUCGAGCGGUGAAGGACCUUCGCCAUCGCAUCUACGGCGUAUUCUUUAUGCUGGAAGUCGACGCCAAAUCACUGAUCGAGAUGCUACGCCGUCCAGACCUACCUGGCGCUUCCGAGACCCGCUGGAUAUCCUUUAUUCAGACCUUCGAUUUCGACGUCCGCCAUGUACCUGCAAGUGCGCAUGAAGCUCAAGAUGGCCUCUCCCGCCGCCGCACAGCACCCGAUGACAGCUCCGAGUCGGAUGGCGAUCAGGAUGGCUUUAUCGAUCAUGUACUCGACGCCUUGUACGGCCGCCACGACUCCGACUGGAGCAUAUCCUCUGCGGUACAGGCCGAUCGGUACCCGUCGGUGCAGGCUUCUUAUCAGUGUGUCGUCCCGCCGCCGCUCUUCUGCUCACCUUUACCGCGUCAGAUCAUUCCUGCUUCCCUCUUCCAGCCCCUCUUCGCCAGCUUUGUUGCACGAGGACGUGCCGCCGCUAUCACUUCUCCCUCUCGUCUCGCUAUGGACCCAGACAGGCUGCGCCCGCACGAAAUCAUACCUCGCAACGGGCUCCCGACGCCGGGUGAUGCGCGUAUUGAGCGCAUCGACGACUUCGACUUUUCUCCGGGCACGCUGUUCACCUACACCCUCUCGCGAGCUACGGACGACCGCCUCUACAAGUCCGAGCUCAAGUUCACGCGCAAGGUCAACAACGGACCGUCUGCAGACCCGCCCCGCUGCCCCGAUCAUCAUUGUGGCCCUUCGGUCUCAGGCUGUGGCGACAUCUCCGCGGUCUUCAAUGUUAGGCACGCUGCUAUCGAAUGGGCGCCAGACUACUCGUAUUAUUCCACGGACGACUAUCGCUCAUCGGCCUUUCAACCUGAGCAAGAGGAUCCCUUGGACGAGGAGCUACCCCAUCUCUACACCCUGUAUAUGGACCUCGACGAGCGCAACGAUGUUCUAGGUGCGCCGCCGGGUUUCUUUUCUUCAACCCAAGCCUACGAUCAUCCCUUCUAUGAUGUGAUGCGCGCGCGGGGGGAAGAACCGGCGCUAUUUGAGUCCUGCCCCGCUCUUCCAAUGCCGGUUCUGCUCGAUCCCGUAUUCGAGAACCGUGGCGCUAAUACGCGUGGCUUCAUAUCGUGCAUCGGGCACAAGUUUGGUGUGAAGGACGAGGACACACCUGAGAUG
Peniophora sp. CBMAI 1063 is the source of this 2541-nucleotide messenger RNA. NCBI's taxonomy places the organism in Eukaryota, Fungi, Basidiomycota, Agaricomycetes, Russulales, Peniophoraceae. The record is from the annotation of a GenBank genome assembly.